This is a messenger RNA of Cololabis saira (Pacific saury), 2295 nucleotides long. RefSeq names its product coproporphyrinogen oxidase (gene cpox). Bases 120 to 1472 code for a protein of 450 amino acids. Gene Ontology annotation, molecular function: coproporphyrinogen oxidase activity. NCBI's taxonomy places the organism in Eukaryota, Metazoa, Chordata, Actinopteri, Beloniformes, Belonidae. The transcript has 8 exons. The record is from RefSeq and is a predicted model, not a curated record. Gene Ontology annotation, cellular component: cytoplasm; mitochondrial intermembrane space.
AGCACUACUAGUAGCACGUAGGCACCUCUUUCUGAUCAUGUUUAGACUUCUUAUCACACUCUUGACGAGUCACGGCCGUUACACACUUUUGAAGAAGCUGGGUCUCUCUUCCUUUACAAAUGGCCACUAUUGUCAUUUGUUCGGUAAAUAAAACGGCUCAGACAACGACCAGAAGAUGUCUGAGUUCACAUGUUAGGGGUCUCGUCAGUGGCGGAGACUCUGGCUUGUUGUCAUCAAGGUCUUUGCUUCCGAGUUGGAGGUGGUUUUCCAGGAGCAGCAGUGUGCGGCUGAUGUCCCACGGGUGCAGACCUGCAGCUGGCCGGUCCAGCAGGAGGGGAGUCCUGGCUCUCGGCGGAGCCGCGGCGGCCACCGCAGCCGCGGUUGUUGCGGGGUUCCUGGCCAACUCCAGCCACUUCCAGCGCGCAGAGAUGGCAACCAGGGUGUCCCCGAAUGUGGAAGAAAAGGAAGCAGACAUCGUGGAAAGAUGCCGGGGGUUAAUGUCUCCUCCGGUGACGGACGUGAAGGUUCUACUUGGGAGGAAAGAGGAGAUGCGCACCAAGAUGGAGCUGCUGGUGAUGGAGACCCAGGCGGAGUUCUGCAAAGCCCUGCAGGAGGUGGACGGAGGGACGUUCAGGGUGGACCGGUGGCAGAGGAAGGAAGGUGGUGGAGGAAUCAGCUGUGUGAUGCAGGAUGGGAAAGUGUUUGAGAAGGCGGGAGUGAAUGUGUCGGUGGUGUUUGGGAACCUGACUGAGGAGGCUGCAAAGCAGAUGAGGAGUAGAGGAAAGGUCCUCAAAGGGAAAGAUGGUAAGCUGCCUUUUUGUGCCAUGGGUGUAAGCUCUGUUAUUCACCCCAAGAACCCCCAUAUACCCACGGUGCACUUCAACUACAGAUACUUUGAGAUCGAAGAGGCGGAUGGCUCUAAGCAGUGGUGGUUCGGCGGAGGAACAGACCUGACCCCAAUUUAUAUAGAUAAAGAAGAUGCCUUUCACUUCCACAACACCCUGAAGGAGGCCUGUGACAAGCACCACCCGCAGUACUACUCAGACUUCAAGAAAUGGUGUGACAGGUACUUCUACAUCCGCCACAGAGGAGAGACCCGCGGCAUAGGAGGUAUCUUCUUUGACGACUUGGACUCCCCAAGUCAGGAGGAGGUGUUCAGUUUCGUCAAGAGCUGUGCUCAGACUGUGGUGCCCUGUUACCUCCCUAUCGUGUACAGACAUCUCAAGGACUCCUUUACUGAUAAGGAGAAGGACUGGCAGCAGGUACGACGAGGGAGAUACGUGGAGUUCAACCUAGUGUAUGACAGGGGGGUGAAGUUUGGCCUGGCCACACCUGGCUCCAGGAUCGAGAGCAUCCUCAUGUCCCUCCCCCUCACUGCCAAGUGGGAGUACAUGCACGAGCCUGCCAAAGGUACCAGGGAAGCUGAGAUACUGGAGGUGCUGCGAACCCCAAAGGAGUGGGUGAAAACAUAAGUGUUCAAGUUCACAUGUCAAUACGGGCGAUGCUUUCAGGAAAGCCUCUUUGUUGUAUUUUAUAAAGCCUGCUGGACAUUAUGUACAUUCAACACCGUAUUUAUAAAAAUAUCAUGUUGCUUUGCAGUUGUUUGAAUAUUCUUUUCACUUGUGUUGAUACUUUUCUCAUUUUCCUGCAUGUUUUGUCAGAUCAGCCUUGUUUGACAACACUUUAAUAAAAUUAUUCAGAGGAAAGACCAAAUAAUUUAUCUCUACGGAUGACCUGCUUUUAUGGUCCUCUCACUCUGAUGAAUUGCUCCUUUUAACCUCUGCUGGGGAUAAAUGUUGCUUGCUCUACUUAAACCCGUCAGAGAUGUAAGCUCUACUUGUCUUUAAUGAAACACUGGAAAGGAAAAGAAAAACAAACCAAGCCACAGUUUUAUGCCCCCUUGUGUCUGCUAAAGAUAAUAAAUCGAUUUUGAAAUUAAUAAAUUUAAAGUAAUAAUAAAUUGCUAAGUCUUUAUCCAUGUUUAAACUUUUUUUUUUUUUUUUUUUUUUUAUCCACCCCCCUCAGUUGUGGUUAAUGAGUCACCUCCUGCUUUGUUUGAACAGUGGUAAACAAUAGUUGGAUUUUGGAACAUUCCCCAGAGAAUCAAACCUUUUUCAUCCUUUUCAUGACUCUUUGAUCCUGUUGUGAAAAUGAGAGCAGCAACCAGUGAUAAAAGUCCAGCAGGGAAAAGAGCUGACAGUGAUGAUGAUCCGGUGAUCUGAGUGAAAUGAAGGGCACAUGUAGCACAUUUUAAGUGUUUUAUUACAAAUAAAUUCAAGCUUUUGCACAAGUCAA